AUGUUUAGUUACGACGUUAAGUUUAUAACUUAUGACGAGUCUUUGUACCUUAAAAGUGGAGACUUAAAAAGUUUUAAGUAUGAAAUAAAGAAACGGUUAGAAGAGACUGUAUAUGAUGCAGGUAAAAGGAAUUACUGUGAGCGCCGCGGCGGUUACUGGCGUGCACCAAAAUCUAGUCAACUUAGACAAUUAGAGACAACACUACGGGAUCGUAGUAUCGUAGCUUGUGAAUGGGUGAAUGACAUAUCAGCUACAUUAGUAUUUUCUUCGGGUCUCAUUGCUUAUGUCUCCCUAAAACCCAUUUCUUUGGAUGUAACUCAAGUACUGUUUGAUAGAUAUUGUGUAGGAAAACUUUCAGGACAAACUGUAACAGGAGUUGCUUUCUGUAAGACACAUCUUUUAUUCACACAUGCAGAAAGGACAGCAACAUUGUUUACCUUUGGAAAAAGCAUACACAGUACAAGUCACCCAUGUCGAUUAUCAGAUAGAGACCCACAUGUUCAGAGUCUAGAGCUUGGUGGUGCACGGAGAGCAGAAAGACGAGUAUCAUGGUGUGCAGAUAGCACUGGUGUCAAAGUUCUUCUGUGGAGUGCCGCUAAUGCUGAACCGGCUCCCUGGAGUCCUGUGUUAGAGGACCUUGCCAAUCUACAUUUGUAUCAUAUACAUGGGCAGCAAGUAAAUUUGAUAGCCUUUCACCACUUGGAGAAUGAAGUGUUAUGUGCAGAACUGUCACAAAGGAAUGAUAAUGCUGUGCAUAUUGUUGAACAAACUGCUGGUCACAAGAACGGAGUAACUUUAGAAUGGCAACGGUUUGACCUCUCACAGCUGGAAGCGAGGGUAACUCACCUGGCUUCACUGCGUGGGAGUUCAGUUCGUGUAUCAUUGCCGGCGCUAGUGCGUGUAGCUCGUCGAUCGCGUUGUAAUCAACGGCUGCUAACUGCGUGCAUUGAUGGCUCAUUGCAUAUCUUACAUUAUUUAUCAGGACUCACACAUUCAAUACGAGCUGGCUUUAUACCAACCGAUGUCCGGUGGGCUGGAGAACUUGUUGUUGCUGUGGAGGAAGCAGGACGGCUACAGUGCUUUGAUCGUGCCCUCUCACUUCUACACCACCACACUAAAUGCCUUGAUUUAGUUUCACAUUUUCGAGAUGCAAGACGGAUGCAAAUACUUGCGACUCGAGAUAUGAAAGGUGGACCGUUUAUCCUGGCACUUUUCUCGGGAGGGCCUUUGACUCUUCUGCACAUAACGCAUCCACGUCUUCUUACGGCAUGGAUAAGAGCAGAUCGUACAUCGAAUGCUGUUGCCCUGCUCCGUGCUAUGGACUGGGAAGAAGAGGGGAUAGAAUGCCUUCGGGCCAUGAGUGAUCUAGUGCAUGGUUCCCUACGGAAGCCUCAAGAAGUGUGUAGUUCUGGAAGUGAAAACCGCGGUGUGGGAAAUAUUGAAGCCGAGGCAACAGCGCAAGCAGCUUUGGGAGCAUUCUUAGCGCCCUCUGCACCACUGGGUCCCUCCGCACUCCGCUUUGCACCACCUGUACACGACCUGGCUAGGAAGUUCUUCCAUCAUUUACUCAGGCGUGGGCGCAUCGAGAAGGCCAUGAGCUUGGGCGUGGACCUGGCGGCCUGGGACCUGUUCGCGGACGCGCGCUGGGCGGCGCAGCGCCGCGGGCUGGCGCAGCUGUCGCGCGAGGCUGCACGCACUGCGCUGCACUACGCACACCUACACGAAUCGGAAUGUUCAGAGUCGUGCUCACAGUGUAGUUCACAUUCCUGCUCGGAAUCCGAAGAAGAACUGACCAGCUAUUCCACGAAGGGGAAGACCACUCCGCCUCCACUUCCUCGUGUACCCCACCCCUCCCAACCAACCAUUUUACCAGUACCAAUAACUCAAAACGAACCCACAUCCACAUUAAGUAUCAGGCCCAAUUUACACCAAUACCUCGAAAGGGACAAUACAAUAUGGAAUACUGAUCUCAGAGAUGAUACUUAUAUCAAUAGAAAACAGUACGAAACAGAACAAUUCAAGCCAAUCAAAAAUAUUCAAACUGUUAAGUGGCAAAGUGUUGACAAUGUGUUACAGAACUAUAGACAAUCAUUAAACCCAUCAGUUAGUGACUGUAAAACUAGAUCUGUAUUUGAUGUAAUUCCUCGUCUACAUGGAGAUAAAGUGAAUACAACACAUUUCAAGCAUGUUUAUCAAACAAAUGUUAGAGGUAAUGAACCUAACUCCGCCUACCGUUAUCACAAUAGCAUAAACACAAAUACCAAUGGAAGAAUUUACCGUAAUGAUAGCACUUGGACUGGAGGUAAACCGGUGGAGAAGAAUAAAGUCAAGUUUUCAGAUACGGUUACCGUUGCAGUGGUUUCGGAGCCAUCUUCGCCCGACACCGCGCACGAAUUGGCAGACAGCCUCCCAAUAUGCGCGCCUCACAAAUACUUGGCAGCCUUCGCGCCCGCCCCCGCACCCCCUCCACAGCCCCCCACUCCGGUGACGCCCCCCACUCAACCGCCUCCCGCUGAGAACACAGUACAGCAGGCGCCAAAAAUUAAAGUGGUCCAUUUUGGCAUGGUUUAA
Parnassius apollo (apollo) is the source of this 2571-nucleotide messenger RNA. NCBI's taxonomy places the organism in Eukaryota, Metazoa, Arthropoda, Insecta, Lepidoptera, Papilionidae. The record is from the annotation of a GenBank genome assembly.